CGAUACACCCCGGACCUUGGACAGCUACUGAUGAGCCUGCAGGAGGACAGCCUUCACAGGACGGUCAUGGAUUGAUCCUUUGAACUAGUUGCAGGUUAAAGGAGCACCUCAACCACCACCACCACAAUGUUCGAAGGUGUAGUUGCCACUCUUCUGAACCGAUACCUCGGUAAAUACAUUCAAGACUUGGACACAGAAAACCUCAAUGUUGGAAUCUUCAGUGGAGAUGUUCAGCUCACUGAGCUCAAACUCAGGCCUGAGGCUUUGUACGAGCUUGACUUACCAAUAGAGGUGAAGGUUGGAACCAUUGGAAGGAUUACAAUACACAUUCCUUGGGCCGGCCUCUACAAUCAGAGUGUCAGUGUGGAAAUUGAGGAUGUGUACUUAAUCGCUGGACCAGUGACUGACCGAGACUAUGAUCCGGAAAAAGAGAAGAGACUGCUCAGAGCUGCUAAGAGGAAGAAGUUGGAGUAUUUGGAAUCAGAAAGCUUCUUGGGAGCUGAUGCUCCGGACUCGAGGAAUUUCUUUGAGAAUCUGACGACAACCAUCAUGAACAACUUGCAGAUCCACAUUCACAACGUUCACAUCCGCUACGAGGACUCUACCAUGAACAGAGAUACUCCGUUCGCCUGUGGUCUUUGCAUCCAAGGCAUCUCCAUAGAGACUACUAACAGCAAAUGGAAGCCAACGACCAGCUGUCAAGGAGCGAGCUCUGUCUACCAACUGUUGAAGGUUGAGUCGCUGUCUGUUUACGUCAAUCCCAGUGUUACCACCUUGAUAGGCAGCAGUCCUGGACUUGCUACCUCGGCACCUUACACUUGGCGUAACGACAUGAAGCGUGGCCUGGAAACAUUCUCUAUCAAUAAGGACGAAUUUGACUUCAUUUUAAAGCCCAUCGCAGCUAAGGUGAAAGUUAUAGUCAACAAGUCCAACGAGGCUCGUGUACCCAAGUUGCUGGUGGACUUUGUCUUGCAAGACGCAGCGAUGCAACUGAGCAGACAGCAGUACCUCGCACUCAUACAGCUGAUCGAGUCUUUCCAAAGAAUCAACCUCAACCGGAAAUAUCGGCAGUUCUACCCAGGAGUUGGAGUGACUGGUAAUGUCCACAAAUGGUGGAAGUACGCUUACAACGGAGUCCUAGAGCAGAGGGUUCGGCCGUACACUUUGGAAAGGAUAGUAAAACACCGGACCAACUAUCGGAAGUAUCGAGAUGUUUAUGCUCAAAGUCUUUUAAACCCGACUGAUACUGAGUUAAAGCUAGAUCUUCAGCGGCAUGAGGAUCAACUGGAUAUGCUGAACAUAAUCAUUGCCAGGGAACAUGCAAAAAUACAGCUGCACAGGUCGAACCCUGAGAGAGUGUAUGUGUUUGAGCGAGAGGGAGUGUGGUGGAGGGGAGGACUGGAGGGGGAGGCGAGGACAGAGUUGAGAGUGAUGGCAGACAAAGGACGAGGACUUUGGUCACAACUGUCAACAUCGGAGAAAACUAAACUUUACGACGCAAUAGGUUAUGUCGAGGAGACUGCCAACAGACCUGAGAAACCCAAGCAGUACAUAGAGCACAAGGUAAACUUCACUCUGGCCAAUUGUAACCUGAGUAUGGUCAACCGGGGGAGGGAGAUCCUUGUGCUGACAUUGGCACAGUUCCUGGCCAGCGUAGAGACUCGACCUUCUGCUCGAGCGUUUAAAGUGUCGGCUCGUGUUGAGAGCUUUGUGGUUGAGGGGGCUAGCGUGGAACACGAUCUAGUUCCCAUAAUCACUGCAGACAACAUUCUAACUGGUAACAAUGCUUGCAACUUCCUUGCGAUUGAUUUUGAAAAGAAUCCGCUCGCUUCAGAAGCUGAUUAUGGUCUUUCCAUUUCACUUGAGUCAGUGGAGGCAGUAUAUCAUGAGCAUGCGUUAUCCGAACUGAUGAGUUUCCUUCAAGCCCCGACAGUGUCGCUGAUGUCGGUUGCACAGUCCACCUCCUCUGGUGUGUUCCACAACGUGCGCUCCAUUACACAGAGAGCCAUCGCGCGACACAAGGCGGUCCAACUCAACCUGGACCUCAAACUGCCCUACUUGGUCAUUCCCGAACUUGGCUCAAUGCAGAAGGGUGGCAACAUGGCUGUGGUAGACCUCGGCCACAUUAGAGUGACCAGUGAGUUGCAGCCGAGCAACAUCAACUUGGAGGACGCCACACAGAUGGAGUUGGAAGAACGACUGUACGAUCGCUUCCACAUAGACUUCUCCGAACUGCAAGUGCUUUUCUGUGACUCAGGUGAGGAGUGGAGGGAUGCCAAGAAGCAGUUAGACUCCGACUACCACUUGCUGCCCAAGGUCCAAUGUCAAGUUGUGUUCUCUAACAGUGUGAGGCCGGAGUACAGACAGCUGCCCAGGCACAAGCUGAACGUGAGCCUCACUAGUUUGAAGCUGAACCUGUCAGAUCGCAAGAUCGGAAGUGUUCUAGAUUUUAUUGACAAUCUGCCUCUCCCUUCUGCCAACACUGUACAUGUAUCUGUGUCUUCCACUUCCCUGCAGCCCUUCAACUACACCCCUCAAGGAGAUGUGCAGUACUCUGCUCAGAGACUCGCAGAGAUCAAAGCCAUUCUUGUGGCUGCAGAGAUGACCCUCAAGAACAAACCUUUGCCUUCGUCUGACAAGGCUGCUGCUAAAAUGGCCAUGCUGGAGGUAGAUAAGAGCUUUAUAUCAUCAGAGCACAGUGAUGAGGAGAUGGAGUUGUGGGCGAGAACUGUUGAUCUUCCUGGCUUCGACGACAAUGUGUCCCCAAACAACGCCAUCACGAUGCUGCUCAGAUUCGUCAUUGGAGAGGUUGUAGUUCAACUAUGCCGCUCAAGCAACCGCAUAGACAAACCAUAUUUGAUGCUACGGGUGAGCAAGGCAGUGUGUGAUGUGGCCUUGAUGGAGUAUGGCCCCGCAGUGCAGGCGUCUCUAGGCAGUGUACAGCUGGUGGACAAGCUUCAUGUGGGCCUGGCGGGGGAGUAUCUGGAGCUGAUAGCUACUGAACCUGGAGUGGAUGUCAUCUCACUGCUGUACAGGAAGGUAAGAGCCAACUGCCCAGACUUCAAGAGCCACUUUCACAGUGUUGAGCAAUCUCUGGUCCUGGACUUCUCAUCCAUCAGUGUCAUCCUUCAUCGGGAAGCGUUUGUGACUCUCAACAAAUAUCUGCAAUACCUCAUGCAGAAAGUGCAGAGCAGGGACAUUGAUCUGUGGUCCAGGGCCAAACACUUCUACGCACCUCUGCAGUCCAAACUGUGGCACACUCCUGUAGAUCCACCCAUCCCACCCGGAGCCACCAAGUUUAGCUACUCCACCCGGAUGUCACAGUUUCGGGUGCGGCUGUGUGACACCGACCUUGAGUUUUUGGAUAUAAAGGUGGGAGGGCUAGAGAGUGACUGCAUGUUCAAGGCCAAUGAGAGGAUGGUGUUGAAGUUCUACUUGAGCAGUAUAACUGUUGACGACCUCUCAGAUAUGACACUGUACCCCAAGGUGUUGGCUGUGGACGAUGAACGAGUGGUAGAGUUGAAGUAUGUGAGACACAGCCCAAGUUGUACAAACACACAGACGUCGACACCAAGAGAGAUGACGUCAAAUAAUGUUUUUUUGGAAACUGUACCGGUCAGGUACGAACAACUUUCUGUUGACGAGGGCUUCCUUAAUAUGCCUGAAUACGAGAACAUGGGUCGGGUUGCUAUACCUCUGCACGCAUUUUUCCCUUCCUGUAUUUACACUAUAACCUUAAAUCCUGGAGAAAGAAAAACCAUAUCUGCGGGUAUAAAAAUUAGAAUACCUGAAGGUUAUGAAGGACAAAUUCGACCGGUAGCAUGGCAAGCGGAAACUUUCGGGGUGACAGUUUUAGACUCUCCAGCGUCUAUUGACUCCAACCAUACAGACGUAGUCAGGGUUAACCUAAUAAAUCAUGGAAACGAGCCGUUCAGCAUUAAUUACUGUAGUCACAUCGCAGAUCUUGUCCUAAUAAAGGUUGCUAGGGUGUGUUGGGUCUUAAACGGUGGUUCCGAAGAUCACGAUGAUCCGGACUGUAAAUUAGAGGAAAUAAUUGUUGACAAUCAUGUGUCUGUCAUUGUAAGAAGGGACAUUAUCUAG
Messenger RNA from Macrosteles quadrilineatus (aster leafhopper), 4101 nucleotides. RefSeq names its product intermembrane lipid transfer protein VPS13A-like. NCBI's taxonomy places the organism in Eukaryota, Metazoa, Arthropoda, Insecta, Hemiptera, Cicadellidae. The coding region runs from base 127 to 4101 and encodes 1324 amino acids. Gene Ontology annotation, cellular component: extrinsic component of membrane. Gene Ontology annotation, biological process: protein targeting to vacuole; protein retention in Golgi apparatus. The record is from RefSeq and is a predicted model, not a curated record. The transcript has 24 exons.